GAAACCUCAGCAGACAGUGUUUGAUUUGUCUUACGGAAAGGUCUGGUUUCGCUGUGAAGCUGAGUUAUCUUCUGUUUCUCUAAUUGCCUUUAUUCAUUUAGUUAUUUUGUCAGUUAGGUAGUUGGUGUUUUGAAAGUGGGCCUUGAGGUUCAGCCCUGUACCACGUCUCUGUGUGCCUGAACUUUUACAAGCGGUUCUGUUUGUUUCCGUGGUGCUGCAGUGAGGUUUGGUGCCUGCUCAUUUUCAUGACGUCACCACCUCCUGCCUUCUUCCUGUGCAGCGGCUCCUUCACGUGUCUAGAGAGCCUUUCUUUCCCUGUUCUGCUUCCUUUGUGCCUUGAAGGAUUCUUUGAGAACGAGAUGGUUCUCCCUUGUUGAUUUUGGGUGACCGGUGCAUGUCAUGCUCAUUUUCCCCUUGAUUUAUAGUCCAUGAAUUUCUUUUGCACACAGUGAGUCUGUUGAAAGCACCGCAGCUACAGUCUGACCUGAGAAGAGGCUCCGGAGGACGUGGGCUGACCCCCGUGCGCAGUCCUCGCUGACACGGGUCCUCUGGUUCCUGACUUCCCUGUUGCCUCCAUUUCCGCGGUAGUUUGUCACCACUCACCUGGUUCAGCCUCGUCACUCCAUUCGUCUGUGGGCUCCCUUGGCUGGCUGUCUCUGUCUAGGACGUCCCUGAGUGUUUCUGGAGUGUGGUUUGGUCACAGACACCCUAAGGUCCAGUGUGUCAAGGAAAAAGCUUCCUUUUGGUGCCAUUUCCACAAACAGCUUUGCAGAGUUUCUUAGCGUGUGUUUCUCUUUGGGGCUCAGGCUUUAUCCCUCUUCCUUAGGCAAAACAAACAUCAAACAGCAAAAAGAGAGCAAGACAGUAAGAAGGAGGGAAAAAUAAAUGAAAAACAAAAAAAAAAUCAAUGGGAUGGAAAAGACACGAGACAGACAGUUGUCCAGCCCUCCCUCCCGCGUGACUGCGCCGAGCUCUCACCAUAUCUGGUUGGUGCGCAGGGCGUGUCUAGCCUCCCAUCUUCUCUGGACCCGCACAGCCUCCCGGGACAAGGGUCAGCUGGGUGGCAUUUGCAAAGGCAUCGUCCCACCUGGAGGGAGAGCUCACAGCAGCAUCUUGGGGUGGGGGAUCUGGCAGAAGUGACAGGGGAAGGGGAGGGAGGCAGCCAGCAUCCAGGUGGAGGCUGUGCAGUGCUGGGCGGGAUUGUUGUGUCCCUGCAGCCCAGAGAGGGUGCAAUUAGGGGAGAAGCUGAGGCUCCAGGAACAAAGGAACAAGCAGAGUGGGAAAGUAGGAAGUCAGAGCAGGAAGACAGCAGAGCCGUGCGUGUGGCGGGCCUGCCGGGAACCGGGUAUAAAUGCAGCUCGGGGUGGAGGCCCAGACCUCACCAGCACCUCCUGCCAGCCACAGCCACCUCCUCUCCCUCGUCCGCCAUGUGCCACACCAGCUGUUCCCCGUGCUGCCAGCCGGCCUGCUGCGGGUCCAGCCCCUGCCAGGCUGCCUGCUGCGUGCCCGUGAGCUGCAAGCCUGUCCUGUGCCUGACCCCAUCGUGCCAGUCCUCGGGGUGCUGCCAGCCGUCGUGCCAGGCCUCCGUGUGUGUGCCCGUAUGCUGCAGGCCAGCCGUGUGCGUGGUGCCCUCCUGCCAGUCCUCGGGGUGCUGCCAGCCGUGCUGCCAGAGCUCCGUGUGCUUCCCCGUGAGCUGUGGGCCCUCCUGCCAGUCCUCGGGGUGCUGCCAGCCCUCCUGCCCCACCCUCCUCUGCAACCCUGUCUGCUGUGGCACCUCCUCCUCCUGCUGCUGCUGACCUCCUCCUGCUGCGGCUGCUGAACUCCCAUCUCCGUGUCCACUCUCCGGGACAUGGGACAGGGGACCGCCACUAUGUACCUCCCGGGCCCAUGUGGUCCCGCAUUGUGGCAGACAGGAAUCCUACUGGACUGAGCUGCUGGACUCUGAGCUAGAACCCAGCAAGGGGCUCCAGAGCCUCCCUUUCCCUCUCCCAACGCAAAGGAUGCUCCUCUCCUUAGUAUCCAACCACUGCCCCAUGGGAGCCAAAUAAAUCCACUUUGCCAGUG
Cavia porcellus (domestic guinea pig) is the source of this 2064-nucleotide messenger RNA. RefSeq names its product keratin-associated protein 12-3-like. The record is from RefSeq and is a predicted model, not a curated record. NCBI's taxonomy places the organism in Eukaryota, Metazoa, Chordata, Mammalia, Rodentia, Caviidae. The coding region runs from base 1428 to 1796 and encodes 122 amino acids. The transcript has a single exon. Gene Ontology annotation, cellular component: keratin filament.